Molecule: messenger RNA, 873 nt
Organism: Symbiodinium necroappetens
Lineage: Eukaryota; Dinophyceae; Suessiales; Symbiodiniaceae
Source: the annotation of a GenBank genome assembly
GACCGAAAGGGGCCACUCGUGCCGGUUGGUUGCUACACGGAGCUACCAGCUCCAAGGGACUUGGGCCAUGAUCAUGAAGAUGCAGAAAAGAAGCUAGCAGAAAAGGAGGAUCAAGCAGGGUCCAAAACGGGCCCGGGCAGAGGCAACGGGCGGGGCCGUGGUCGGGGUCGUGGCAAGAGAGCUGCAGCUCUUGACUCGCCGCCCAGCAAGAGGAUCAAGGCGGCAGAGGCGGCAGAGCAGCUGCAGGAAGACCAGGAAGCAGAGGAAUCCGCCAAGCCGCAGUCCCCGAAGCCGGAGAAAUCCGCCAAGCCAAAGCAGUCCCCCAAGAAGAAAUCCGCCAAGCCAAAGCAGUCCCCGAAGAAGAAAUCCGCCGAGCCGCAGUCCCCAGAGAAGAAAUCCGCCAAGCCAAAGCAGUCCCCGAAGCCGAAGAAAUCCGCCGAGCCGCAGUCCCCAAAGCCGAAGAAAUCCAAGCCAAAGCAGACCCUAAAGCCGAAGAAAUCCGCCGAGCCAAAGCAGAUCCCAGAGCCGAAGAAAUCCACCAAGUCGGGCCAGGCUGUAGCGACCAAGGAUUCCAAGGACCCAGAGCCGGACCGACCCAGGGUAGAAAGCAAUUUGCUACGCAUCAUGAAAGAGCUUCCUAUUGCAACCCCGGCUUCUGCACUACAUGUGGGCUUUCACGCGAAGGACUUCCUGCAAAAGAGCUACACCAAGUACAUCUCGGCCGACGAGAAGGCGAAGCUUCCGCCUGAGCACCAGUCAGAGGUCAAGGGCAUCGAAGUGAACUUGUACUGCAACAAGUUUUAUGUGAAGCGGGUGCUUGUCACAAGUUGGGAUGGUAUGCCGGAGGAUCUUGUCUGUGUAACUCGGCUUUGA